AUGAUAUAAAAAUAUUGUCACUAGGUAAUUCAAACUUUCGAGAACCCCUAUAAUCACCUCCAUCCGUAAACGAAACCAUAGCUUCCGUUAAGACAAAAAUUCAAAAACAGUUAAAAAUUUUGCGACUGCAAUGAAUAGUUAAUUAAUUCUCAAACAUCAUAACCAAACUUCGCCCAUCCCAAUUAUAUUGAAUCAACAUAUUAUCAUAACAUUCUUACCAGGUAAAUCACCUUUUAACUGCUUCAAUACAAAUUAACGAAUAAUAUGUGAUCAAAAUGGAUGUUGAAUACUACAAACAAAAUACAGUCACGAACUGAUCUUUUCAUGCUUCACUUAAUACGAGUAUGUGGAGAGUGUGGCUGCAAUAUCAAAAACACACUACAACAAACAUAUCAACUCUGCAGCUAUGUUCGUGUAUACCACAGACACGAACGUUAUACUAAAAACAAUCUAAUUCAAGCCAAUUUUCACACCUCAAGCUCUAGCCGCCGACCAAUUUUACAUCGUCUCCAAUACAAGCAUAACGGCCAACCCCACAUCAACAUGGGUUCAGAGAAACUAACACUGUGGAUUUGACUUUUCUAAGUACCCAACAAACAUAACCCAAAACAAACAACUACUCCAACAACUUACUAAUAAAAAGAGAUAAAUGGGUUUCAAAGCCACCACCAUGGACACUUAACAUAACUCGAAUGCACAAUGGUAACUUUAACUGCAGUUCGGCCCACACCGACAUAUACGGUCAUAUAAAACAUUAACGAUCAAACCAACAACAAAUUCCAAUGUCACAAGACAUCUUACAACCAAAUCAUGGACAUCCCCACCUAGCAAUCUAAGAUUAGUGAUCGUACACUCAUGACAACACUAUAAAGAAAUAAAGUUUUAUCACGUACCCAAGCAUCACAGACACAACAAAAACCAAUCACUCACAACAAAGACGUACACAAAUAGACACCAUAUAUAGACCAUACGAAAAGAUGACAUCCCGCACUCCGCGCGGGCACACCCCUAGUUGUUUAUAAAAGACGCAACCCAUAUAUGACUUCUGAUUUUCUCAUGUAACACUGUUUCUAAUACUUACUUUGUUCAAACAUCAAACACCAUUUAUCUUACCGGCAACAAUGAAUCUCCUGAACUCCGAUGAUGCCUUAUUAAUGAUUAACACUUUAUUGAACUCCUCCGAUUUGUGGCCAUUAGAUCCGGCGAAUCUCAGCCAGCUGCCACUAGCUCCGACGGCCAUUAACUCCUCCUCCGAUUUGUGGUCAUAUGUUCCGGCGAAUUUCGGCCAGAUCCAGUACGAGGAAAGCAACAUUUCAGCCAGCGCCGUAAAGCUCGAGGACUCAGCUCACUUUAACAUUGAUGCCAAAACGACGCCGGAAAAGAAACGCGGGAGAAGACCGACGCACGGUAGAGAAGAGCCGAUGAACCACGUGGAAGCCGAGCGGUUGAGACGCGAGAAGCUAAACCAGCGGUUCUACGCGUUACGAGCGCUUCUGCCAAACGUAACGAAAAGGGAAAAGGCGUCGAUACUUGAAGACACGGUUACGUACAUUAACGAACUGAAAGUAAACGCGGAAAACGCUGAAUCGGAGAAAAACGCGUUUGAGAUCCAGCUCAACGAACUCAAGGAAAAGAUCGCAGGAAGGAGAAACGGGAGUUCUAGCGUUUGUGGCGGCGGGGAAAAGACGCCGGAGAUUGAGGUGAAGAUCGACGUGAAGGUUAUGGAUCGUGAUGCGCUGAUUAGACUGGAGUCGAGCAAGAACAACCAUCCUGGAGCGAGACUAAUGAAUGCGUUUAUGGAUUUGGAGGUAGAAGUGAAUCACGCGAGCAUCUCGGUGAUGAACAAUCUCAUGAUUCAACAAGUGACGGUGAAGAUGGGGUCGAGGGUUUACAAGCAAGAGCAGCUCCGGGACUUGUUGUUGUCGAAGGUUAAUUAGCGAUUAAUUUUGGGAUUUGUUGAGGUUUAUGAGGUUCAACUUGUAAUUAAGCAAUUGUACUUUGUUUGUCUCAUCAUGCUUCCCAGCCGUUUGGAUUAGAUUUUGUGUACGUCCCCUUGGUAAUGAUAUGGAUAUGGAUAUGGAUAUGUA
Messenger RNA from Brassica napus (rape), 2087 nucleotides. RefSeq names its product transcription factor bHLH28-like. NCBI's taxonomy places the organism in Eukaryota, Viridiplantae, Streptophyta, Magnoliopsida, Brassicales, Brassicaceae. The coding region runs from base 1122 to 1937 and encodes 271 amino acids. The transcript has a single exon. Gene Ontology annotation, molecular function: transcription cis-regulatory region binding; DNA-binding transcription factor activity; protein dimerization activity. Gene Ontology annotation, cellular component: nucleus. The record is from RefSeq and is a predicted model, not a curated record. Gene Ontology annotation, biological process: regulation of DNA-templated transcription.